Molecule: messenger RNA, 4764 nt
Organism: Tachysurus fulvidraco (yellow catfish)
Lineage: Eukaryota; Metazoa; Chordata; Actinopteri; Siluriformes; Bagridae
Gene: pbxip1b
Product: pre-B-cell leukemia homeobox interacting protein 1b
Exons: 11
Coding region: 190-2658 (822 amino acids)
Source: RefSeq, a predicted model, not a curated record
GGACGACAGCUGGAAACUUACUGAAGACUCGAAGAGAAGAGAAGAGAAGAGAAGAGAAGAGAAGAGAAGAGCGCUUGUGGGUUUAAAAGGUUUCAGACCACUUGAGUAAGAUCUUUAUUCCGGUCAAGGUCACGGAGGCCUUUCCCAGGAACACAGAGCUUCAGUUGCUGACCAGAGGCAUCUGGGGCUAUGGCCAACAACAACAGCACCAAUAGCAACAGUUGGACCAUUCUUGCUCCAGAGGUAAAGGAGUCUGGAGUAGAGAGCAUGGGUCCGCUGUCUGAUGGGCAGGGAAAACCGCAUGCCGAGCUAACUGUCACACAAUCCUCAGCAUUCGCAGACAUUCCCACAGAGCAAUCUCACCCUCCUGAUUCUCCACAGGUGACGCCACUAGAGAGCAGUGAAGAUGCAGCUGUUUUGCACAGUACCACUGCAAAAGAGGAAACAGCAUCCAGCAUCCCUGCUCAUGUUGAAACUCUGACUUCUUUGACCCCUGACCAUGGAGAGAAAGGUGUUGAUGAAUCCGCAGGCCAACCCCUUAUUGAUACAGAAUCAUUCUCUGACUCUUACACACACAUCGGCCCUUCGCUCGGGUCCUCUUCACUUCUCGGGGUUGCAGAAGAAGAGGAAGGAGAAGAAGAGAGAAUUUCACAAGGGGAAAAGAAGGGUGAGCUGUGGAAGAGUCUGAGAGAAGAGGGUACGUCAGAAGAGACCGUGAAUGAGGGUGAUGGAUUACGGAGGAGAAAUGUCUCUGUCCUGACCCCUUUGUACCAUCGAGAUGACCAGCAGGAUGAGGAAGAGGCUGAGGAAGAGCAGUUCAGACAUCCACUGAGAGAAGGAGAAGGAGACAUCGGGUUCACUUUGAACAAGUGCAUUUUUGGAGCGCUCAUUCUUCUGGGCCUAGGCACCAUAUUCUUCUCUGGUGUGCUCAUGGACCUGGAUGACGAAGAUGCUGAUGCCAAGGGCAUGAAGUAUCCAGAAGCGAAAAAGGAGAGGUUGAAUCCGGAUGCUCUAGAAGACAUACCUGGUGGUGUCCAGCCCCCAGAAAUACUGGACAAAAUGGCCAAGGGGUACGAGCAACUUGCCGGCUUAGAUGAACAGCUUCAGGAAGUGGAAUUAAGGGCUGCACAGGAAGUGGAGGAAGACACCAAGGAGAGACUGUGGAGAGAGGAGCUGGAGGCAGAAAACCAGAGGAUAAGAAAAGAGAUGGAUAAACUGCCUGUCCUUCAGAAAGAGUACGAGCAAGAAAAAGAAAGGGUAAAGAGAGAGAGUGAGAGGUUCAUUAAGGAGCUCGAAGCACUUCCAGUAUUGCAGAAAGAGCUGGAGCACCUAAGGGAUAAAGUUACGGAGCUCACGCAGAAUAAAGCGAGCGUGCAGGCUGGGACGCCCUCUGCUGGACAAGAAGAGGUACCUGGUAGUCCGGGGAGGAAAGAGAAAAAGGAUAAAAAAGCUCCGCAUAAAGAGAAAGAUCUUAGGACAGAAAGUAAGGAGUGGAAGAAAGAGAAAAGUGUAAAGAUAGAUGAGCAAGGUGGCAAGGGGAAAAGCACGAAGGAUCGUAAAGAGUGGGAGAAAGAAGAAGACAAGCAAGGGAAGCACAAGGGAGAAGGGAAAAACAAGCAAAAAGAACAUAAGCAAGAAGAUACCCAAAGAUGGAAGCUUGAUGGAGAAAAAAGAAAGCUUAAGGAAAGGAGUGGGAAAGGGGAGUGGAAGGGAGAGAAGAAGGAGAAAUAUGGAGAGUUUGUUGACAGGAAAGGAAAAGAAGAUAAGGAGUUAAAGCAAAAAGCCUUGAAAAAAGAGGAAGACUGGAAAAAGGAUAAACAAGCUAGUAGGAAUAACAAAGAGUGGAAAGGGAAAGGUGAGAAAAAGAAGGACUGGAAAGAGGGAAAAGAUUGGGUUGAUGAAAAAGAGAGAGGUGUAGCAGGUGAUGAAAAGUACAGUGAGAGAAUCCAAAAGGAGAAAACCAAGAAAGGCAAGAAAGAAGAACACAAUGACGACGUUGGAAAAAAACAAAGAGGGGAGAAGCACCAAGGGAAAGAGGGGAAAGAGAAAGACAAACCGAAAAGUAAACAGAAAACGGAAGGAUGGAAGGAGGAGAAAAAAUACAAAGACAAGAAUCCUAAAAAAGAGGAGAAGAUGAGCAGCAAAGGCAAACACGAGGCAUCACAUCAUUCAUACAGUGACCAAAAACACAGCAAAGACCACGUGCACGUCAACUACUGGGAUAAACAGAGGGAGAAGAUCCGUCACUUUUACGGGUCGACGGAAGAGUGUGCUGAUGUCGCAGCUUGUGCACGCGCAGAGGGGCUUGCUCCCGUUUCCCAACAAGAUUUCGAGACAUUCGUCUCUGGUUAUUUGACGAAACUUCAAGGACAAAGGGACCAAACUUCCAGAAAAGAGGAACUGAGCAAGCUAAUCAGCGAGUUCUUCACUAACGGAGUCUUCGUCCACGACCAGAUACCAUUCAGUGAGUUUGUGGAGGAUGUGGAGGACAUUUUGGAAGACAUGGCAGAUGAUGAUGAUGACGGCGAUGAUGAUGAAGACGAAGAGCUAGAGAAAGAGAUGAAUGGAUUUGCAACAGAGGCAAUGGAGAACUUUGUGCUUCGGGAGAAAGAGGAAGAGAAAAGAGGGGGAAGUGGAAGGAAAAGGAUGAAAGGGUAAAAGGGUAGCGUUCUAGACAGGAUGUCGAUUACAGUGUGUCGUGUGUAGUUCUAGCACUGAAGCCUAAAGCGUAUCAUUUGUAAUAUAAGGGUUCCACAUUUACAUGCACCUGUUUGGUUCAACACACGGAAAUCUAAGCACUGCUACUGUAAAACUUUCCUGGCUGUGUGUGUGGGAGAGUGUGUGUGUGGGAGGGGGUGUGUGUGGGAGGGGGUGUGUGUGUGUGUGUGUGUGUGUGUGUGUGGGAGAGUGUGUGUGUGUGUGUGUGUGUGUGUGGGAGAGUGUGUGUGUGUGUGUGUGUGUGUGUGUGUGUGUGUGUGUGUGUGUGGGGGGAGUGUGUGUGUGGGGGAGAGUGUGUGUGUGUGUGGAUAUGUUCUGUAACAUGAUACCAGCUCUGCGGUUCAUACUUGAUGACAUGAGAAAAACUCUGUUAAUUACUCCUUAAAUCUGCCCUAAAUGUCUGCAUAGAGAGUGUGUGUGAGUGUGUGUGUGUGAUAGGGAGUGAGUGUGUGUGUGUGUGUAUGUGUGUUGGAGAGAGACGGAGACGGUGUGCAUGAGCGGCUGUGUGUGGCCGCGUUUGUGUGAGAGAGCGAGUGUGUGUGUGUGUGUGAGAGAGAGAAAUGUCACUUCCUGUUAGUGACGACUGGUCCAGUUAUUUUAGUUUGUGUUAUGUUUUCCAUGAACAACUAUCUGUCACCAUAUGAAAUAGACCAGAAUAGAAAUAUGUACAUGAGUUUUCAUUGCAAUUAAAGAGUUGCUUUUCUUAUGCAUCAUAGAAUGUUCAGUAUACAGUAUGGCUAAAAGAUUGUACACCCAUCGUGUUGAACAUCUUAUUGCAGAUUUAGUCCCCCUUUGCCGUUAUUAUUUCCCCUUUUGUGUUCAUUCAGCCACAAGAAUCCAUCCAGUGGGUGCAACACAUCUGAAAGUGUUCAGUGGGAAUGAGGUCAGGGCUCUGGGAAGUUCUUUCACUCCAAGCUUCAAGAGCCAUAUCUUCAUGCAGCUCACUUUGUGUGCAGGGACAUUGUGAUGCUGGACCAGGGGAAUUAAUAAAGACACCGCAGACAGGGACAUUCUGUACAGUUGUGUGCUUCCAAUUUUAUGGCAACGAUUCUAGGAAGAACUACACAUGGGUGUGAUGGUCAGGUGUCCACAUGCUUAUAAAGUGUGUUGUUGUUGUUUUUGUUUGUUUGUUUGUUUUUUUUUUUUUUUGAAAAACAUCACUGGCUUUAUGUGGUUAGAAGAAGAAACGGCAUUUAUUCGUCACAUAUAUACAAUACAGCGUAUAUCCUAGCGUAGGACGUUGGGGUGCUAGCAGUGCUAAGAUUUCUUCACAAUGUAUGUACUAUAAUUCCUGUUCUGCAUCACAUUUCCGAUUGUGUGUGUUUUGCUUAUUUAUUAAUUUUGUUUCUGUUCUUUGUUCUGUUUUAGCUUUGUGUUGUUUUAAAGAUUGAGACUUGUUCAGAAAGUAAGUUAUUAGUAUUCUUACACCUACUGUAGUUCAUAUUUUCUAGAAUAGACAUGCACCAGCAUGGACUCUUAUUUUGGUGUAUUGCACUUCACAGUUCGUUUUGUUUACAGUUGAAAAAACUAUCGUCACUCGGUACAACCUAUUAAAAUAUUUGUCCACAUGUAUGACAAAAUAUCUAUCUUUUAUUGAGAAUUACAAAGCUAUGAAGGUUUCGAUUUGAAAUGUCUUACCAUGAUCAUUCUUAAUAAAAAGUGUACAAAUCUAUGUCAAACACACGGCACAGAUCUGAACAAGAAAUUGCAUUUUAGUUCAGAUGUUAUUAACCAGUUAACUAUACUGUUCAGAUACUUGUAUUAUGCAAUAAUUUAAUAAGCACCAUGAGUACUAGGGAUCAUGCAUCAUGCUAAAACGUCUGUGCUUGGGAAUAGAGAAUAUCAGGGAACACAGUAAACCAUAUUUCUUGUAAUUAUCUUUUCAUGAAUUCAGUCAAACAAAACAGCGAGUUUAAAAUAGCAACCUGCUGGUUUUUCAGUUCUGCUUGUACUUCUGUGGUGUAACCGAACGCUAACUCAUGUGAAACUUUGCACAUUGCACAUUUCAUUUGUUCACGUUUCUCUAAUAAAGCUACAUUUACUCAA